CGUGUCUCCCUUUGUCUUAGAUGGACCAGCCGUCUCCGACGUACAUGAUUGCCAACUUAACUCCCUUGCACUCAGAGCAGCUCCUGCAGGGCCUGAACCUCCUCCGGCAGCACCAUGAACUCUGCGACAUCAUCCUGCGGGUCGGAGACGUCAAGAUCCACGCCCACAAGGUGGUGCUCGCCAGCAUCAGCCCCUACUUCAAAGCCAUGUUCGGCGGCAACCUUUCCGAAAAGGAGAACUCCGAGGUGGAAUUCCAGUGCAUCGCUGAGGCCGCCCUGCAGGCCAUUGUGGAGUACGCUUACACGGGGACGGUGUUCAUCUCCCAGGACACGGUGGAGUCUCUCUUGCCCGCUGCCAACCUCCUCCAGAUCAAGCUCGUGCUAAAGGAAUGUUGCACCUUCCUGGAAAGCCAGCUGGAUCCCGGGAACUGCAUCGGGAUCUCUCGCUUUGCGGAGACUUACGGCUGCCACGACCUCUACUUGGCUGCCAACAAGUACAUCUGCCAGAACUUCGAAGACGUUUGCCAGACGGAGGAGUUUUUUGAGCUGACGCAUUCCGAGCUGGACGAAAUCGUCUCCAACGACUGCUUGAACGUGGUCACGGAGGAGACGGUCUUCUACGCCCUGGAGUCCUGGAUCAAGUACGACGUGCAGGAGCGUCAGAAGUACCUGGCCCAGCUGCUGCAUUGUGUGCGCCUGCCGCUGCUGAGCGUGAAGUUCCUCACCAGGCUCUAUGAGGCCAACCACCUCAUCCGCGACGACCACACCUGCAAGCACCUGCUGAACGAAGCCCUGAAGUACCACUUCAUGCCUGAGCACAGGUUGUCCUAUCAGACAGUGCUGACGACACGCCCUCGCUGCCCGCCUAAAGUGCUCUGUGCUGUGGGAGGAAAAGCCGGACUCUUUGCCUGCUUAGAAAGCGUGGAGAUGUACUUUCCUCAGAACGACUCCUGGAUAGGCCUGGCGCCUCUCCGCGUCCCUCGCUACGAAUUCGGGAUUUGUGUUCUCGACCAGAAGAUCUACGUGAUGGGUGGGAUCGCUGCCCCCACGUGCCAAGGCGCCGACUACAACAAACACGAGCGGUCGGUGGAAUGCUGGGAUCCCGACACCAACACCUGGGCGUCACUGGAGAGCAUGAGCGAGGGCCGGAGCACCCUGGGCGUGGCAGUCCUGGCGCGAGAAAUCUAUGCCCUGGGGGGUUACGACGGGCAGUCCUACCUGCAGUCCGUGGAGAAGUACAUCGCCAGGGUAAAGGAGUGGCAGCCCAUCGCACCCAUGGGCAAAACCAGGAGCUGUUUCUCCGCAGCUGUGUUGGACGGCAUGAUCUAUGCCAUCGGCGGCUACGGCCCUGCUCAUAUGAACAGCGUGGAACGAUAUGAUCCCAGCAAAGACUCUUGGGAGACAGUUGCUCCGAUGGCUGACAAGCGGAUAAACUUUGGUGUCGGGGUGAUGCUGGGCUUCAUUUUCGUAGUCGGAGGACACAACGGAGUCUCUCACUUGUCCAGCAUUGAGAGAUACGACCCUCACCAAAACCAGUGGACUGUUUGCCGGCCAAUGAAGGAACCCAGAACAGGAGUCGGCGCUGCCGUCAUCGACACCGACCUGUACGUGGUGGGCGGCCACUCGGGCUCCUCCUACCUGAAUACCGUUCAGAAGUACGACCCCGUCUCUGACGCCUGGCUGGACACGGCUGGCAUGAUGCACUGCAGGUGCAACUUCGGCUUGACCGCGCUUUGAAGAGGCUUCGCCGGUAGACGCAACGGGCAGGAAGACGCCGGCCACGCGGAGACCAGGAGCCGCCUUUCUGGGAGUUGGGAGGAAG
Messenger RNA from Heteronotia binoei (common prickly gecko), 1821 nucleotides. RefSeq names its product kelch like family member 28 (gene KLHL28). The transcript has 4 exons. Bases 21 to 1736 code for a protein of 571 amino acids. Gene Ontology annotation, molecular function: protein binding. NCBI's taxonomy places the organism in Eukaryota, Metazoa, Chordata, Lepidosauria, Squamata, Gekkonidae. The record is from RefSeq and is a predicted model, not a curated record.